AUGGCACAUAAGAAAUCACUUGAAGCACUUAACUUCACACUGAAGGAUCUUCGGCGAAAUAACAUCUUUGGCGGCUUGAUGAAAUUGUUGGCAGGCGAUUUCAGCAAGACGUUGCGAGUAAUUCCCCGUGAAACGCCUGCAGAUGAAUUGAAUGCUUGCCUGAAGGCAUCACCUUUGUGGAAUAACUGUAUUCGUCUACGAACUGUGCGCAAGUUGUCAAAUCGCAAUAGUUUGUCACCGCCAACCAGAAGAGAGCAGCGGCAGCCUUUUCUUCAUAUCCUCGAACGCAGAACAAAACAUUUAAUGGAUUUGAAAAAAAUGCAGACUUUCAUUUGGAGUAUUCUGUUUGGCCUUUUAAUAUUCGUUCCUGGUUCGACAUUAAAUGCCAUCGAGAGCACAGCAGGGACGGCAACGAAAGUGGUGGCGAGUUCACUAAUACCAACAGUGUCAGCAAGAGCAAUAAAAGCAAUUCCGAUAGUAAAAACAAAAAAUGUUACUAGCACAUUAAAGGAGAAUAUAGCAAGUCGAGAAACUGCUACGGGAGUAGCAUCGUCACCGUUGACUUCUCAUAAAGCGACGACGGUGCUGAGGACGCAUUCAAUUAGCCCAACUGAAGGUGGUGGGUUAGUGGUAGAGGUAGAAGUUACAGCUAAGUCAUCAAUAACAAGAUCAACAAAGGACGAGCCGCUAAAGGACGAAGUCGUCGCAGAAAGUGCUCGAGGAUACGUGGUUAGGACGGCAGAGGGGGCAGUAGCCGCUGCUGAUUACAAAUUUGCCGCUGAGUUUUCUACUACACAAAUUACAAGAACAACUGCAAAGGCAUUACAAGCAGAAUUCACAGAAAGCGAUGUGACAACAGCAGCCGCACCCAAAGCAUUCAGCGGAAGUUCAGUGCAAUCAACAACAAAAGUUGAUGUGACAACAAAGCGAACAAAAGCAUCAUUAAGUCGCACAGUGACAGCUGAUAAGAAGGGUGGCCGGAGGGGCGCAGGUAGGAAAGGUGAGAAAGACGGAAGCCGAGUUAACUCAAUGGUGGCCAAGUCAACAACAGCAUUCACACCAGUAGUGGCAGCAGUGACCACAGAAACAACACCAACAUCAAAAACUGACGCGGCCUUGGCUUCAACGACAAGCGAAGCGACAACAAUAGAGUCGCUGUCAGCAGCAGCCGCUGCACAACUGGUUGCAACAUUGUUUCCGAUAACAACGAUAACAGACGAAUACACGCACCGGAGUUAUCUACAAAGUGCUGCUGACAGCAUGCGAACCCAUAGUCGGCAAAGCACUAAUAGCAGCAUAUACAAUUACAAUAUUGACAACAACAAAGGCCUCCUUAAAGCACAAGAAGGCUAUAACAAUUAUGAAACUAACGACGAUUCCAACAUCGAGCACACCAGUAGCUCACAUCUACAGCGACGACAGCCACAGCAGCAACAAACCCACCCUUUGCAGCGCCCAAAGAUACGAAAAGGUGUCAGUGCCAGCAACAACAAUAGCAAAAUCUUCUCACCCAAUGGCAAUAACAAUUACUUCAGUAGUGAAGAAGGCGCUGCUAUCAGUAUGCUGUCGAUGCAGCAACAACAACCACUGCGCCAACUACGCCAGCAAUACACCCGUCAAGUUCAACAGCAACCACACCAUUCAGAAACAAUAGCACCGCUGACACCAUCACCAACGACAGCUGCCGUUGGGCCAGGCAUUGAUAACAAUUUGAUUAUCAACGAUAUUUAUUCUAAACAGAACGUGUCGAAUUCGAACAAACCCACGGCACUGAAAAAUAAGAAGAACGCACAGCAAACAAUGCUAUCAUCUGCGCCCAGCUCUAAUAGCGCGGUGCUAUCAGCAGUGACGACGAGGGCUGUUUAUGCAGCAGCAGGGGCGGAAGUUGCGGCAGUGGGGGGACGCGAGGAAGUAAACAUCACUACCACCGCGUCGCCGUUUCCCACAGUGACAACAACAACAAUUAGGUCAACCACUAGACGUCCAAAGGCAACGACCACACCGCGACCAACUCCCUCCGUCGACGACUACCAGACAGUGAUCAGUCAGGCUGGCACUCACGCCUAUCUCCCGUGCAAUGUGAAGCAGUUGGUGAAGAAACCCAUAUCCUGGCUGCGCGUUCGCGAUGGACACAUCUUGACAGUCGAUCAGACAACCUUCAUUGCUGAUCAGCGAUUCCAGUCAAUUUUUGCACCAAAUCCGGAACGCUGGUCGUUGCAAAUCAAAUAUGUUCAACUUAAGGAUGAAGGCACCUAUGAGUGCCAGGUGUCUACAGAGCCAAAAUCAAGUGCAAUUGUCACAUUACGAGUAGUGGAGCCGAGAACGGAAUUGAUUGGCGAGCCCACACGUCACGUCAAGGCGGGCAGUCAAGUGAAGCUGCGUUGCAUAAUUAGCCAGGCGCUGGAGCCGCCACUUUUUAUUAAUUGGUUCCACAAUCAGAAGCAAAUUUAUUUGCACAGCCGAAGAGGUUGGCGCACCGAAAUCGAACGCAUCGAAUUACCGUUAACGGAACCCCCAACAACGACAUCGGCCACUACUACUACAACAACAACAACAACAACAACAGACGCUACAACGACAGCUUCCACCACGACAAUGACAUCGCUAGCCACUGCAGCUCAAGUCGAAGGUGCGACAACAAUUACUGGCCCAGCAGAUGCGGUGCCGGCGGCAUCAGCCCCAGCCACUUCAGCCCCAACAACAACAACAAUACACUCGCUGGCAAAUGAGUUUGGCAGCUACAGCGAUAUUGCGCACACAGGCACCGACACGUCGGCAGUGCAGGCGACAGGAGCAGCAAAUGUGAGUGGUGAGGAUAUAGGCUUGGCAACAACAAUGCCCGCAGUCAGUGUGCCACCUUCUGAGGUGGCGGCAGACGGCGAGGCAAGUGCGCUGGGCGUUGGCAAUAGUUUUGCCUUUGGCACUGGCAACACCACUUCAUCACUGCUGGCAGCCAUGGCGGCGGCAGCGGUCACCAUGUCAACAGCAGUGCCAACCAUAGCAAAGACAAUGCUUUGGCCGCAAACAACAGCAAUAAUAACCACAGUGAGCACAACGCUGGCGGCUGUGGAGGUACGACAAAUAACGACGGCAUCAUUAAUAAUACCAUCGGUGGAAAAGCAGGACUCCGGCAAUUACACUUGCAGCCCCUCCAACAGUGCGCCCAAAACUGUUGUCCUUCACGUGCUGAAUGGCGAAUACUCUGCCUCCGCGAUAACUUCAGGUGUCAAUGGCAAUAUUAUUAUUGGCAACUACCGUAAGUGGCUCGGCGUUCUGCUACUGCUACUCCUACAACAUUUGCAACAUAAGUUCGCCAAUUCAAUUCCGGUUCUACUGCGAACUAUUGCUUCGGUGACUUUGUUGUGCAUUUGGCCACAAGCAGAACGCCGCACCAACGCCGAAUCAACUAAAACAGCAGCGACACUCAGCAUUAAGGCCCCAUCCACCAAUCUGCAACAAUUGGCAAGCACCAGAAGCGAUGGAAGGGAAAUAUGCUCGUUGUGUGGCGGACAGAAUGGCCGUAGCACUUGCCAGCAACGGCACGACCGGAGCCAUGACAACAAGCACAACAAAGGUGAGCUCCCCACAGGCACCAACACCAGCAGCAGCAGCAACGGCGGUAGCAGGAGUGCAAGGCAGGCGCGCAAUGGCAGAAAUUGUGAUCACAGCAUUUGGAGCAUUGACUGGCAAACCGGCUGUACGCUACGUUUGCUAGCAAUAAUGGAGAAGACUUGAGCGGGACUGCGCUUACGCCGUGUUUAUCUUUAGGAUGUAGGAAGCAAUUUAGUGCGAUAGCUCUAUAGUUUAACUAUUGUAAACGAAUGUGUUUGGUGUGCCAAUGAAGGUGCAGUGAGCGCACAAAUUCGCGAAAUGUAAGAUGCUCUCUCCUGUUAGCGGCGAAAAUGGUUAGUAUGUACUCCUAAGGAAAAAAAUCAUGCAGCAUCGAUAUCUGAUAUCAAUUAAGAGAUAAUUUAGUGUAAUUUAGUUAAGAAAGAAUAUUAAAAAUACAGUUUAAAAAAUAAUUUUAUAAAAUGUAAUGUAUUAAGGACAUUUUUCCGAGGAGAAUUUUCGGACCUGAUUUCACUGAUUUUUUCUAUUGCGAAAUAUUAAUUGUGGCUUUGAGUAUGGCUAUUAUAAUAGGAAGUACGUCGAAUCUAUAAUAAAAAUAAAUCAAAUGCAAAACAGGCGAUUUUGAACUCACAAAAUACAACAAAUGCGCUAAACGCUGAAAAAAACCAUGAACGAAAUACGUAAAUCUGCAGACCACAAAAUCAGAAGCGAGUACGGGAAAUAGGAAAAUAACCAUAUUUGGUAGAAGUAUUUAAGUGAAUGUGAAAAAAGCGAAUGGUAAACAAGAUAAACGGCUAAUAAAAAUUAACUAACAACAUAGCUGCUUGUAAGCCAUUUAUGUACCUUAAAUGGGCCACUUGAGACGCUCGCACGCACACACAAGCAAAGCAAUACACACAAGAGCUCUAGGCAGGCUGUGCAUUUCAGCUCUUUGCUAACAAAUUACUCAAUUGUGCACAGCAGUAACUCAUUGCUACGUAGCACGCAGUGCAGGUGAUUAUGCCUGUCGAAAGGACACACGUUGCCCGAAUGCCGGCGUACUAAUUGCAGUUUUACGUAACAAAGGCAAAGCUACUUACACACACACACAUACACACUUAUGUAUGUAUAUAGAUAAAGGCAUCUGCUGCAUAUAGUU
Molecule: messenger RNA, 4708 nt
Organism: Anastrepha obliqua
Lineage: Eukaryota; Metazoa; Arthropoda; Insecta; Diptera; Tephritidae
Gene: dpr15
Product: mucin-5AC
Exons: 7
Coding region: 1-3735 (1244 amino acids)
Biological process (GO): telomere maintenance; synapse organization; DNA repair
Cellular component (GO): neuron projection membrane
Molecular function (GO): DNA helicase activity
Source: RefSeq, a predicted model, not a curated record